Penicillium alfredii is the source of this 1728-nucleotide messenger RNA. RefSeq lists its product as uncharacterized. Lineage: Eukaryota; Fungi; Ascomycota; Eurotiomycetes; Eurotiales; Aspergillaceae. The record is from RefSeq and is a predicted model, not a curated record. The coding region runs from base 1 to 1728 and encodes 575 amino acids. Gene Ontology annotation, molecular function: protein binding. The transcript has a single exon.
AUGGAGCUCCUCGAUUUACCCCCCGAACUGCUCCUGGAUAUCUGGGAUCUGUUCGAAACAACAACCGACAUGAACGCCCUGGUCCAAACAUGCCAUUACUUCUACGACAAGUUUAAUGAAUCUCUUUACAACUAUAUUAUCUACACAGAAGCUUGUGCAAAAGCUUUAAACUACGCCGCACGACGAUGCCCCAAAACCACCACCCAAAAAUUACUGGACGCAGGAGCCAAACCAGACAACGAUAAAGCGGGUGCCCCUCUGUGCGCAGCAGCAGCCAGAGGCCGACGAGACUUGAUUCAACUCCUUUUACGACAUGGCUUCAACCCGAGCAUAAGAGACGAGGCGGAGAGAGCCCCCCUGCACUAUGCAACUGCCCAAAACCAUCCGCAAAUCGUCGAGGCUCUCCUCGAUGCAGGAGCCGAUCAAGAUGUGCAAUGUGGACAUGGGUAUUCAGCGCCCAUAUGGGCCAUCAGAGCCGGGAAUGUCCAGAUCCUGACUCAAUUCCUUAACCGGGGUCCCGCGAUAGUCUUUCCAUGGUGGCACCAAGUCACCCCACUCGGCUGGGCCGCGGACCUGGGCCGCACCUCGGUGGUGCGACUUCUUCUCAAAAGGGGGCAUCCCGUUGAUGGGACCGACAUUGAUAGCGACGGAACCCCGCUGGCGUGGACGGCUCGCCGCGGCCAUGCGAAGACGGUGCGGAUGCUUGUCGCGGCGGGCGCGGAUAUCGAGGCAGGUAACGAGCGCCACGAGAGGGUUCUGCAUUUUGCCGCGAACGGUGGGAACCGCCGCGUCGUGUCGUUUCUGCUGGACAAAGGUGCCAACCCGAACGUUCCGGAUGAUCGGCAGCGCACGGCGUUGUCGUGGGCGUGUUCUGCGUGGGUCCGCAACGAGGAGGUAAUCACGGAGCUUGUGACGCGGGGCGCUGAGACGGAAUGGAAAAACACUGAGAACGGUCGCACGCCGCUGGCCACUGCUGCGGGAUUGGGCUUUGACACAGCUAUCAAACCUUUGCUCGACGCUGGCGCCGAUCCCACUGCCACCGACAAUUACGGGUGCCCUCCCCUUGUGAUUGCUGCGAGAGCUGGCCAUGCGAAGACUGUCAUGGCUCUGCUCGACCAUGCCCCGGCUGUGGACUCCGACGACUCAGAAAAUCAAGAUACGUCCCCAUCACAACAAAAUUUCCCCUGCCGCCGAUACAUCGACGUCCCGGACCGACGCAACUGCACGGCCCUUUUCGCUGCGACCAUGCUCGGAUACGAACAAAUCGUGCGCAUCCUUCUCAGCCGGGGCAGCACUGCGAUCGAGACUCCCACCUGUACGGGUCGCACACCACUCUCGGUGGCCAGCCAGUUCAAACAAGAUGUCCUCGCCACCGGGGACGAGAGCAUGGAAAACAUCUGGGCAUUGCUCAACGGCACGUUCGAGGGCGAUACCGAGCCUGACAUGAGAAGAGUAGAGGCAGCCUCCAAGGAGGCCAAGGCGUACGACGCGGGCCCGGAUAUCGAGUGUGAUAGCUGCCAGGGGGGUGUUGCGGCACAUGACAUCCAUUUCCAUUGUGAUCUGUGUUUGGAUGGUGAUUUCGAUAUGUGUCUGGAAUGCCUCCUCAGUAGUGCCAACUGCUACGAUGUAACUCAUGUUCUGCACAAGAUGGGCAUGGUGAAGGGAAGGCAAAGGAGAAUCUCCGAUGAACUGAUCUAUCAGGGUACUACGACGGUGCCUGUCACUUAG